Molecule: messenger RNA, 2419 nt
Organism: Babesia bovis T2Bo
Lineage: Eukaryota; Apicomplexa; Aconoidasida; Piroplasmida; Babesiidae
Product: WD domain G-beta repeat containing protein
Exons: 4
Coding region: 5-2410 (801 amino acids)
Biological process (GO): negative regulation of fatty acid biosynthetic process
Cellular component (GO): cytoplasm; Cul4-RING E3 ubiquitin ligase complex
Molecular function (GO): protein binding
Source: RefSeq, a predicted model, not a curated record
UUUAAUGAAUAUUUUGGAUCACCUUCAGGGACGUCGUCGUGCCCUUGAUGUUGGCAGCGGCCUCCCUUUCCGUGUUUCAUCUAUUGAUGAUCCCAGUGUUCCCUUAGGUCCUUUGUACGCGAGGAAGUUAAAACACUACUCGCGUUUGGACGUUCACCGUGGGUGUGUAAAUCGUUUACGAUGGCACGUGGAUGGUAACAUCUUGGCGUCGGUCAGCGACGACCUUACUAUUGCUUUGACGAAUGUGCACGAGUCGGAUGCUUCAUCGGUGGAUACCGAAGAGCCUAUGCAUAGUCAAUCUACUAGCAUACCAACUGAUCACACUGGUAACAUCUUUGGUGUUGCGUUUCUUGAUCGUGGGUUUCGUAUUGCUACUGGAGCUCGUGACUCUAAGGUCUGUAUAAAUGAUGUCCACCAUCGUCGUAGCAUUAGCUGUUACAGCUGUCAUCGUGGUAGUGUGAAGCAAAUCCUGAAUGACCACAGAUCGGAUUUUGUUUUUUACAGUGCUGGUUACGAUGGCACGGUACGUCAAUUUGAUGUUCGUGAGCACCACCAUUGCGAGCGUAACUGUCGCAAUGUCAUUAUCAACAUGUCCCAGGCUAAUGAUCGGCGUUUAGUGAAUCCACUAAGGCGGAAGCAUUCAUGGGCUACUGUUGUGAAUGGCAUGGCCCCCGCUGCGGCUUCUGCGUGGGUUGACACUGCAUAUCGUGAAUCGCAAUGGGCUGCUCAGGCCUAUGACGGCACUGAAGUGAAAGCCAUAGCUUUGAAUCCAGUGCAACCUGAGUUGUUGGCGGUUGCCGCUUCGGAUACUUUGGUUCGUGUUUUUGAUCGUCGUAAGCUUUCCCUGGGUCAUGCGUCCAAUGAUGGUAUUAGUGUAAAUUUCACCAUGCCUAUAUUAGACCAAAUAUACAUGCCGAAGCACUUUUGGUCUGACCAGAAUAACAAAUUUGCUACUUAUUUAGCAUGGUCUCCAAAUGGCGAGCGUUUAGCUGUGACCUAUGAGGGUGAGCAUGUAUAUUUAUUUGACCGUCAUUUUAAUAGCGUUGGCGGCAUCGACGUUUCGCGCUCUGUUGUUGGUGUAUGUAACUUUGACGUAGAAGACGAUGUGGAUCACCUGACAUUUCGUAUACGUGAUAUGGAGACUCACUAUGCCAAAUGUUAUGAUGUAGCCUGUGCUCAGCGGAAUCUACCUCGGUUGAUUUAUUUGUUAUUAUAUCGUGACCAUAUGGGCGAUGCUCUACUAUGUGAAACCAUGGCUAGGGCAGCUUUUAGUUUAAAUCCUCAGGAUCCUGUUCUAUUAUUUCGUCGCAUUCAGGCCAACUUACGCUUAGACAACUACUACUUGGCUCGUACAUUAUGUACUAGGGGUGCGCGUUUAUUUCCGAGGCAUGCUAAUGAUUUCAUUCACAUUCGUAACCUUUGUCUGCUGCUAUCGAAUAAGGAUCGUCUGGAGGGCUCUAGUCACCAGAUAACCACGGCAUUGAAGUCGAUAUGCAGUUCACGGCACAUUACCUCGCCAAAGACCGACCUUGGUUUGAAGGAUAUGGAUGAAUCUAGUAAUCAUGACAGUGAUGGCAGUGAUGAUGACUUCCACUGUUCCAAUUUUGCCACAUUCCGUUACUCCAUUGCCUGUUGGCGUCGUUGGCCCAAACCUGAAACAUGUCUAGAGAUAGACGAGCAUCUUCGUGCUAGUGACUCUGAUAUACACUUUGAUGACAGUGCCAGUGAGCCGGAUUCCGAUGACGAGAGUCACACUCUUGAAUUUAGCCACCAGAUGACUAUGGACAAUCAAAAUACGUUUACUUACAGUGUUCGUGGUACUAUGGAUUACCCACCUGCAGAUCGCAUGUUAAACAUGCAUCAUUACUUCAGUUAUGACGCUCCUGAGAUGGGUUCGCAUGAUUAUCGUCAAGAUCUACUUUAUGAGCAAUAUCCUAUCCCUUACAUGGACGAGCAUGCUUUGUACAAGUGCAUUGAAGCGCCUUCAUGGCGACCACGUUCCGGUUGUUUACGUUUUUGGGGUCACUGUAACUUUGGCACCGAUAUUGCUGAGGUAAAUUUUUGGGGUAAUGACGUGCUUGUCAGUGGUAGUGCUGACGGCACAGUUUACCUUUACGAUGUAGACACUGGCCACAUUUUGGAUAUCAUCAAGGCUCACAAUGAGAAUGUAAAUUGUGUCCAGGUUAAUUCUCAGGGCACUUUGUUAGCCACCAGUGGCAUUGACCACCACAUUCAGGUUUGGAGUCCCUACGGAGAAUUGAACCGUAUAACGGAAAACGACAUUGACAACUCUAUCUCUAACGUGCAAACAUAUUACAAUGAGCAUUCACAACCACUAUCAUACAGCAUAGCUGAAUUAAGGUAUCAACAACGUUCUCCACGACGUGCUAAGGACACUGCAGAACCCUAACGACACUGG